Messenger RNA from Aphanomyces invadans, 429 nucleotides. RefSeq lists its product as hypothetical. Bases 1 to 429 code for a protein of 142 amino acids. The record is from RefSeq and is a predicted model, not a curated record. Lineage: Eukaryota; Oomycota; Saprolegniomycetes; Saprolegniales; Verrucalvaceae. The transcript has 2 exons.
AUGCAAUGGAAGGGGAAGCUGCCGGUCCGUGGGUCCUUCCAAUUUUACGUGCGCGACCCCGAUACCGACGGCUCUCUCGCCCCCACAACCACUGCUUCCGCAAACAACCCCGUCACCACGACGUCCCCAGAAACCACGGUGCAGCCACGAAGCAGUGACGAUGUGUCGAAUGCAACCAACACAACACAUUUGCGCGCGAAGCCCAAGUCGUCGGCCGCGACGCUGGAUGAUGGUGGAUACCUCCCUCUUCCUGUGAUCGUGCUCUCCACGGUGACUGGUUUCAUUCUGGUCGGGAUCAUCAUCUUCGCCCUGUACGCUCGACAAUUGAAAAGGCGAGCGGUUGCUUCGCAGCAACCGGUCGUUGUACCUGUCAUGGCGUCGCAGGACUCGACGGCCACAACUCCCCGUCAAAACAUUCAAGUGCUGUAG